CCAACCUUCCUGCUGUUGCGCUCGCGCGCACGGUGUUGGUUCGCGAUCUCGCCGCACGAGGCCUCCAAAGUCAACGCUGGAUUUGUCUCUGGCUCCUGUAGACCCUUAAAAUAACAGUUAAAUUAAGUAACAUGAAAUGAAAUUGAAGAAUCUAUCUACAUAGGAAUCAAUUAAAUUUUUAAACAUCGAGAAAGUGAUUCAUUCGAUGAAAUUAUUCUGAAAAAGAGUUAAACGAAUGUAAAAUACUUUCAAUCGUUAAGUGCAUUCACGCAACGGCGGAGUUGCGUCAUUGUCUCUGUUUUAGAAGUGUACAUUAUUUAAAACUUUUCAAACUUUUGCGAAAAAAUUGCGGAUGCUAAAGAAAGAGUGAGACGUUAUUGUAUGUUGCUCAAAUUUCCACAAUGACAGAAAAAGUACGAAGAUAUGAAAAAAUCGACUUUUUGGGAGAAGGACAGUUUGCCACAGUUUAUAAAGCCAGGGAUAUAGAAACAAAUAAUAUUGUAGCUGUAAAAAAGAUUAAAGUAGGGAGUCGUGCAGAAGCCAGAGAUGGUAUAAAUAGAACUGCUUUACGUGAAAUCAAGCUGUUGCAAGAAUUAAAACAUGACAAUAUCAUUGGCCUAUUGGAUGUUUUUGGUUAUAAAUCAAAUGUAUCGUUAGUAUUUGACUUCAUGGAUACUGAUCUGGAAGUAAUAAUAAAGGACAACAAUAUAGUCCUAACUGCAGCGAACAUCAAGGCAUACAUGAUUCAGACAUUGCAAGGCUUAGAUUAUCUCCAUUUUAAUUGGAUACUUCAUAGAGACUUAAAGCCAAAUAAUUUAUUGGUGAAUUCCGAAGGUGUUCUGAAGAUUGGAGAUUUUGGCUUGGCAAAAUUCUUUGGCUCACCUAAUCGAAUCAAUACUCAUCAAGUAGUUACAAGGUGGUACAGAGCACCCGAAUUACUUUAUGGUGCUAGACUUUAUGGAACUGCUAUUGAUAUGUGGGCAGUGGGUUGUAUACUGGCUGAACUUUUACUGCGGGUACCAUUUUUGCCUGGAGAAUCUGAUUUGGACCAACUUACAAGGAUAUUUCAGACUUUAGGUACUCCAACGGAAGAAACGUGGCCGGGGAUGAUCGAAUUACCGGAUUUUAUUCAAUUUAAGCCCUUUCCCGGCACGCCAUUGAAGCACAUAUUCACCGCCGCCGGUGACGACCUCCUAGAUUUAAUCGCUAGCCUCUUGAAUGUGAAUCCACUGGAAAGAUGCACAUGCGAUCAGGCGUUACAGAUGCCGUACUUCAAUAACAAGCCUGCCCCAACACCUGGACCCAAGUUACCUCUGCCUACAGCUAUUAAACGGCAACCAGAAGAAAGGCCCAGUCUAAAGAGAAAAUUGUUAGAAUCAGCAGACGGUGCUUCGUUAGCCAAAAGAUUGCAAUUUUAACAGUGAUUAAUAUUAGAACAAAUAAAAUCGUUCUGUCAAAAUUUGUAUAUUAGUUAUUAUAUUAGUUAAUCAUGUUUUCUUCGGUCAUGCAUAAAUGUAUUAAAAUACAAGUGAUAAAUUCAAGGUGAUUAAAGGAAUAUAUAUAUAUCUCUAGUCUGGUGUGUGCAAACUGCACCACAUCGCGAUGGACGAUUUUGUUGUACGAGAGUAUUAUAUUACUAAAAUUUAAACAAUGAUACAUGUAUGUUUAUACAUGCGUACGGAACAUGCGUGAUUAUACAUUAAGGCAUAUCUGGUUUUAACAAUCUGAUAUUUGAAAGGCCGUAUCUAAUAUAAAUUAGUAAUUUUCUCUUAAGCACGUCAGCAGGUAUUUACCGACAAUAAUAAUCUGAAUAAAUGAGAGUAUAAAACGGGUAGGGACAAUACGCAUAUGAAAAAAGUACAACAUUGCUAUCUGUUAUUUUUAUUUUAUUUUUACUAAUUUAAAAACAGAUCAAAAAUGUUCGUUAUUCGAAUGAAAUGUGAAUCGUGAAAUGAUCUUUAAAAAAUGGUAACACGAGAGCGUCGUGUAGCUAAUCCAAAUCGCUAAUCUCAUUGAAUGCAUAUGACUGUAUUGUUAACAGAUGUUUAUUUUUUUCGUAAAAGUAAAAAAGAGAAAACGAAAUAAGUUGUGAAUAUUUCGGAAAGUUAUUGAAAGAAUUUGCGGGAACUCCGAAUUUUGAUCAGAGGAUAUGUCAUUAAAUUCGUGGUUUUGCUAAUUAUUUUGUGAAACGUCCACGCUCUUAUUAUACCGUUUGAUUGCAUUGCGUCUCGAGAAUGGCUGAUUACCGCCACAACGUGUACGAUUCGCAUACGUAUUGUGCUAAAUGUUGGUGCAGCUAAAAGUAGGAUGAUUUUUCAUGAAGGGAGAGAUGCGCAUAAUGCGAAGCAAAAGAUAUAUAGUAAAACUUCGGUAAAACUUCAUUCUCUCGCGAAGAACUGCCCCAUUCCCGGUUGAGUCGCGAGGUACAUCCCGUGUACUACACAUUACACACCACAAAUUGUGUAUACCCAUACACACGGUUGUAAAUAAACGCUGUUGUGCAAUAAAGGUACAAGAUCAUCCUUAA
Molecule: messenger RNA, 2527 nt
Organism: Harpegnathos saltator (Jerdon's jumping ant)
Lineage: Eukaryota; Metazoa; Arthropoda; Insecta; Hymenoptera; Formicidae
Gene: Cdk7
Product: Cyclin-dependent kinase 7
Exons: 5
Coding region: 402-1418 (338 amino acids)
Biological process (GO): protein phosphorylation; positive regulation of transcription by RNA polymerase II
Cellular component (GO): cytoplasm; transcription factor TFIIK complex; transcription factor TFIIH holo complex
Molecular function (GO): cyclin-dependent protein serine/threonine kinase activity; ATP binding; RNA polymerase II CTD heptapeptide repeat kinase activity
Source: RefSeq, a predicted model, not a curated record